This is a messenger RNA of Acanthosepion pharaonis, 780 nucleotides long. NCBI's taxonomy places the organism in Eukaryota, Metazoa, Mollusca, Cephalopoda, Sepiida, Sepiidae. The record is from the annotation of a GenBank genome assembly.
AUGAAAAUUUAUCUAUCACUCCCUCUGUGUGUGUGUGUGUUUCCCAUUCUGCACUGUCUUGUCUUUUUUUCUGCACUUUUCUGCCAUUCUCCACUUUUCUCUUUUCCCAUUUCAUUCUACUUUUCUCGUCUCUUUUCCCAUUCUCCACUUUUCUAUAAACAUUUUCCCAUUCUCCACUUUUCUUUAUCUAUCUUUUUUUAUUCUCCACUUUUCUCGUCCCUUUUCCCAUUCUCCACUUUUUCUCGUCCCUUUUCCCAUUCUCCAUUUUUUCUCGUCUCUUUUCCCAUUCUCCACUUUUCAUCAUCUAUUUUUUCCCAUUCUCCACUUUUCUCGUCCUUUUCCCAUUCUCCCUUUUCUUUCACAAAAUUCUUUUCCCAUUCUCCACUUUUAAAAAUCUUUUCCCAUUCUCCACUUUUCUCGUCUCUUUUCCCAUUCUCCAUUUUCUCGUCUCUUUUUCCCAUUCUCCACUUUUCUAUUCUCUUUUUUUCCCAUUCUCCACUUUUCUCGUCUCUUUUCCCAUUCUCCACUUUUCUCGUCUCUUUUCCCAUUCUCCACUUUUCUCGUCUCUUUUCCCAUUCUCCACUUUUCUCGUCUCUUUUCCCAUUCUCCACUUUUCUCGUCUCUUUUCCCAUUCUCCAUUUCUUUUGUCUCUUUUACCAUUCUUCCUUUUCUUUAUUCUUCCACCCUUUCAUAAUUUUUCUUCUUUCUUAUUUCUCUUUUCUCUCUCUCUUAUCUAAUCAACCUUACCUGCAUUCUACAAGAAAUGAGGGUGUUGUGUAA